Momordica charantia (bitter melon) is the source of this 2680-nucleotide messenger RNA. The record is from RefSeq and is a predicted model, not a curated record. Lineage: Eukaryota; Viridiplantae; Streptophyta; Magnoliopsida; Cucurbitales; Cucurbitaceae.
UUCUCAAUAAGAACAUUAACAAAAUAGAAAGUCUUCAACAAAAGGCCUGGAUUGUACAUUGAAUGCAAGAAUAAAAAUUAAACAAACCUUACAAAAACAAUAAACUAUUAUAUGAAUAAUCUUCAAAGCUUUCCCUUUAGCGCAAGCUAGCUACUUAGUUUGAAAUUUAAUUGAAUAAUUUUUCCAAAAAACAAACUGCAACCUUACGUUUUCUCUUAAAAUCUCCAUUAUUUCAUCUGUGGCAAAGGUGGGAAAUGCCUUUUUUCCUUUCGGAAGCAAAGCCAUGAAGCCAAAAGUGUGGGAACUUUUUUCUGAAUUGUUGCAUGUUUCUUCUGAAUCCGAAAGAUUUGGCAUGUGGGUGCUCCAGUGACUGUGUAUAAAAUGGAGUUUUGGGUAUGGUAUGGCCAUCUCAAACUCUGUGAAGAAGAAGUACUUCCUCCUUUGUGUUUGGAGGGUUUUGCUUCUUCUUUUCCGAUGGCUUGUUCUGCUUUUCAGCUUCUUGUGCCACUGGCUGUGGUCGUGGCGAUGGCGGUGAUGGUGGAGGCGACGCCGCCGGGGAUUGCUAACAAUCCGAGCCAUGCAACGUGCAAGAUUAAGAAGUAUAAACAUUGUUAUAAUUUGGUUCAUGUUUGUCCUAAGUUUUGCCCUGAUCAAUGUACUGUUGAAUGUGCCUCUUGUAAGCCUAUAUGUGGUGGUGAUGCCAAUACUCCUCCGGAGGAUGAUCCCACUCCGGCCACCCCCUCGCCGCCAUCUCCUCCUUCUGAGACUUAUUACUCGCCCCCACCUCCGUCAACACCUCCGGUGAACCCCAACCCUCCGACAACACCUCCAGCAAAUCCCAACCCUCCAUCAACCCCUCCAGCGAGUCCCUACCCACCGGCGGAACCCAACCCUCCAGCAACACCUCCAGCAAAUCCCAAUUCUCCACCAACGCCCCCGGUGAAUCCCAACCCCCCAACAAACCCUACUCCUUCAAUGCCUCCGGCAAGUCCAAACCCCCCGUCAACGCCACCUGCGAAUCCCAGCCCUCCAUCAACGCCACCAGCGAAUCCCAACCCUCCAUCAACGCCACCAGCGAAUCCCAACCCUCCCGCAACGCCUCCCGUGAAACCUUACCCUCCUCCUUCAAUGCCUCCGGCAAGUCCCAACCCUCCUUCAACCCCUCCGGCAAGUCCCAACCCUCCUUCGACGCCUCCGACGAGUCCCAACCCACCUUCGACGCCUCCGACGAGUCCCAACCCACCUUCGACGCCUCCGACGAGUCCCAACCCGCCUUCGACGCCUCCGGCGAGUCCCAACCCUCAUCCAACCCCUCCAACAAAUCCCUACCCACCGGCAGAACCCAACCCUCCAGCAACGCCCUCGGUGAAUCCAAACCCUCCAUCAACGCCUCCAACGAGUCCAAACCCUCCGUCAACACCUCCGGUGAAUCCCAACCCUCCGUCAACACCACCAACGAAUCCCAGCCCUCCGGAAAUACCUCCCGUGAAACCUUACCCUCCUCCUUCAACACCUCCAGCGAGUCCCAACCCUCCUUCAACACCUCCGACGAGUCCCAACCCAUCACCAUCCACUCCAAAUUCUCCAUCACUGUCGCCUCCUCCACAGACGCCAUCAGAAACUCCUAGCUCCCCAAGUACUAACACUCCUCCCCAGCCGCAGCCUUCUCCACCACCAUCUCAGCCAGCUUCCCCACCACGAUCAGCUCCUCCUGGUAAUGCUGGGGAACCAACAGCUUCAUCUCCACCAUCUUCUUCGGCCGGUGCAGCAAAAAAGAAAGUCAGAUGCAAAAAUGUGAAUUAUCCUCAAUGUUAUAACAUGGUUCACACUUGUCCCAGCGCCUGCCCUGCUGGAUGUGAAGUCGAUUGCGUUACUUGCAAACCUGUCUGCCAUUGUGACAGACCAGGAGCAGUAUGUCAAGACCCACGUUUCAUCGGCGGCGACGGCAUCACCUUCUACUUCCACGGCAAGAAAGAUCGAGAUUUCUGCCUGGUUUCAGAUUCCAACCUCCACAUCAACGCCCAUCUGAUCGGAAAACGAAACCCCAACUUAAAAAGAGACUUCACAUGGGUCCAAUCCCUCGGAAUCCUCAUCGACGGUCACCAGAUCUUCAUCGGAGCCCAAAAAACCGCCGCCUGGGACGAUUCUGUUGACCGCCUCGCCGUCGCCGUGAACGGCCAGCCGGUGGCCCUCCCUGAAUCCGGAGGCAGCCAGUGGCAGUACCCCGACGAAAAUCCGACCAUCUCCGUCGUCCGGCUGGCUCCGGCGAACCAGGUGAUGGUGGAAGCGAAGGGGAUUUUCAGAAUCACGGCCAAGGUGGUUCCGAUAACGGAACAGGAUUCGCGGAUUCACAACUAUGGAAUAACGAAAGAGGAUUCGUUUGCCCACUUGGAUUUGGGGUUCAAAUUUUUCUCGCUGAGCGAUGAAGUGAGCGGCGUGUUAGGGCAAACGUACGGCCCUGAGUAUGUGAGUCGCGUAAAUCUGAAGGCGGCAAUGCCGGUGAUGGGGAGGGAGAAGGAGUUCGAAACGUCGAGCCUGUUCGCGGCGGACUGCGCGGUGGCAAGAUUUGGCGCCAGCGGUGGCAGCGGCUAUGAGGCGGCGGCGGCUUGAAGUUUUUGCUUUGCGGAGGUUGAUUACUUGAAAUCGGAAAGGGAAUUUUUCUGUUUGUAAAGAAUAAAGG